Peromyscus maniculatus bairdii (prairie deer mouse) is the source of this 836-nucleotide messenger RNA. RefSeq names its product dnaJ homolog subfamily C member 8. The record is from RefSeq and is a predicted model, not a curated record. Gene Ontology annotation, cellular component: nucleus. NCBI's taxonomy places the organism in Eukaryota, Metazoa, Chordata, Mammalia, Rodentia, Cricetidae.
AUGAAUCUCACCAGAGAACAAGUGUGCCUUUCGGUUAUGACUAAAGUUGGGUUCCUUUUUGAGAGAGGAAAUAUGCUUGUGGACCAAGAGAAGAGAGAUUCUGUUCUAACAUCCAAAAAUCAGAUUGAAAGAUUGACUCGUCCUGGUUCCUCUUACUUUAAUCUGAAUCCAUUUGAGGUUCUUCAGAUAGAUCCUGAAGUGACAGAUGAAGAAAUAAAAAAGAGGUUUCGGCAGUUGUCUAUAUUGGUGCAUCCUGACAAGAACCAAGAUGACGCUGACCGAGCACAGAAGGCUUUUGAAGCUGUGGACAAAGCUUACAAGUUGCUACUGGAUCAGGAACAAAAGAAGAGGGCCCUGGAUGUAAUUCAGGCAGGAAAAGAAUACGUGGAACACACUGUUAAAGAGCGAAAGAAACAGCUAAAGAAGGAAGGAAAGCCUACAAAUGUAGAGGAGGAUGAUCCGGAACUGUUCAAACAGGCAGUCUACAAACAGACCAUGAAACUGUUUGCUGAGCUGGAAAUUAAAAGGAAAGAGAGAGAAGCCAAAGAAAUGCAUGAAAGGAAACGACAAAGAGAAGAGGAGAUUGAAGCGCAGGAAAAAGCCAAGCGAGAAAGGGAGUGGCAGAAAAACUUCGAGGAAAGCCGGGAUGGCCGAGUGGACAGUUGGCGAAAUUUCCAGGCAAACACAAAGGGGAAGAAGGAGAAAAAGAACCGCACCUUCCUUCGGCCGCCAAAAGUAAAGAUGGAGCAGCGAGAGUGACCAGCAGGGCCACAGCCACAGCUGCCCUGGCUGCUCCUUCUGCUUCAAGGACUCAUUCUUUCUCCACUUCCACCCCA